CAAUCUUGACUCAAUCAUCAGUGUAGCUAGCUAGGGUUUUCGCGUCUAACCAAGACCUCUCUCUCGGCUCUCGCGCCCGCUCGACCAGCGCGGAUGGGAAAGGACGGGAAGGGGAAGGAGGCCAAGGGGAAGGGCAAGCAGGCGGCCGGCUCCUCCGACGACGCCGGAGGCGGCAAGGGAGGCAAGGGCAAGGGCAAGGGCGGCAAGGGAGGCGACGACCUCGGCACCUGCACCUUCGUCAAAGCUAGGCACGUGUUGUGCGAGAAGCAGGGGAAGAUCAAUGACGCGUACAAGAAGCUGCAGGAAGGCUGGUUGGACAACGGGGACAAGGUCCCUCCCGCUGAGUUUGCCAAGGUAGCCCAAGAAUUCUCUGAAUGCCCGUCAGGAAAGAAAGGUGGGGAUCUUGGAUGGUUCCCACGUGGUAAAAUGGCUGGUCCUUUCCAGGAGGUUGCGUUCAACACACCCGUGGGAGCUACUAGUGCACCAUUCAAGUCUACGCACGGGUACCACUUCAUCCUCUGCGAAGGCAGGAAGAACUGAUAUGAAAGUAUGCUUCAGGUUUGGAGUGCAAGCACCUUGGGAUAAUAUGGGAUGCAAAUGCCCCCAUGUCUUGUCUGUUGACUCAAUAAGCCUUGUGCCUGGACAUGUGUAUUCAAGCUACUAUUAUACUGUCCCAAACCAGAGUGACUCAGAAAUUGUGCUUGCUACAAGUAACCUGAUAUGAUAUACAGUAUAUGUUUGGGAUAAGCUAAGAUUUAGCUUGUGUUCCUCUUUUACAGUAAAGAAAAGGAAUGCGUUCCUUUUGGGUGGCA
Messenger RNA from Hordeum vulgare subsp. vulgare (domesticated barley), 812 nucleotides. Its product is annotated as peptidyl-prolyl cis-trans isomerase NIMA-interacting 4. Bases 94 to 540 code for a protein of 148 amino acids. The transcript is spliced from 4 exons. Gene Ontology annotation, molecular function: peptidyl-prolyl cis-trans isomerase activity; DNA binding. The record is from RefSeq and is a predicted model, not a curated record. NCBI's taxonomy places the organism in Eukaryota, Viridiplantae, Streptophyta, Magnoliopsida, Poales, Poaceae. Gene Ontology annotation, biological process: rRNA processing.